AUGGAGCACAUCAGCCACAGAGCCAAACCCUGCCAGUCAAUCCAGAGCGUAUUGAUGACGGGAACGAUGCGAGUAUUAGCCACGUGCUGGACGUUUCUUCUGAUCGCUUCGUUCAUAACUGAAUCCGUGCUUGCUAAGGGCGGCCGUGGAGGCGCACGGGGGUCUGCACGAGGCACAGCUCGCGGUGGAACUGGGGGGCAUUACCGAAGUGGAAGUUAUGGAGGCACACGCUCGCGGUUUAGGGCGGCAGGGCGCAGCUCCCCAGUGCGCGUUGCAGCUGCAGCAGCAGCCGGUGCAGCGGUCGCACUAUCGGCAGAUAACUGGUAUGCAUCUGCCUUCCGCAACAAUAAAGUGGACGACAGCUCUGAGUACGAAGGGGACUAUUACAACAGGACAAACUACUUUAAUGCGCAAACAUCAAAAGCCACUCACAACGAACCCUUGUUUACUCAAAUUGUAUCUGUCUUUAUAACUAUAAUUCUGCCUAAAUAUGGACAUAUCUGGGAGAGUAUACUAUACUAUAUGGGCUAGUUUAGAUAAAUUAAAUGUCUGGAUUAAGUCUUCUGGAUUUUGAGUAGGCCUUGCUGGUUUAGUGCUCUUGACCUAACCUGCAUAUAAAGCCAUGGCUCCC
This is a messenger RNA of Hypomesus transpacificus, 631 nucleotides long. RefSeq names its product shadow of prion protein (gene sprn). The transcript has 2 exons. NCBI's taxonomy places the organism in Eukaryota, Metazoa, Chordata, Actinopteri, Osmeriformes, Osmeridae. The record is from RefSeq and is a predicted model, not a curated record. Bases 1 to 531 code for a protein of 176 amino acids. Gene Ontology annotation, cellular component: membrane.